CUCAUAAUUUUUAAAAUGUUAUUGACAUAUCACUCUAAUAAUAUUUUUAUAAUUUUUUUUAUUUUAAUUUUUUUUUAUAUUUGCAAAAAAAAAAAAAAUCCAAAAUCGAGGGGCAUGUGACCCCCCUGGUCCUCACCUCCCUUUGCCAUUGGCACUGAGGGAUCUUAAGUGGGAACGAAAAUUAUGUUGGCACUGAGGGAUCUUAACUGGGAACGAAAAUUAUGUUGGAUCUUUCCUACUACCCAACUAUAUGAGUAUGUAUUGCUAAUUUUUCCUCUCUUUUUUUUGAACUUUUUUAUUUAUUUUUUAUUUUUUUAUCUCUUGUUAUCUUGUUUUUUUUUUAUUUAAACUUUUCAGUUUAUCUUUUGUAGAUGAAUAUUAAAAAAAAAUCCAAAAAUAAAAGGUAAACUAAUUUUGAUUUUUCUUGUCCUUUUAAGAAUUUUUUUCUCAAAUUUUUAAUAUUUUUUUACUUUUUUGAUUUAUCUAGUCGAGUAAAAACGAAAGCCUAAAGCUUUGUGAUUAUAAUUUUUUAAACAAUUUACUAAAAAAGAAAAGAAAAAAAUAAAAAAAAGGGCAACGCACCAAUAAAUCCCAAAUAUGUAUCUUAUGUUCCAUUUAGUCCUAUCUUUUAUCUUAUGAUCCAAUUAGUCCUAACAUAAUGUUAUUGACAACUAAACCCGCCUCAAUGUAAUGUUUACGCGUUUUAGUAAGGGUAAUUAAGUAAACCCCCAACGGCGUAAUGACUGGAAUGCCCCAAACCUGUCCUCUGUAGAAAUUUGUUUCCCUCCAAACAAACCCGUAAUCGAAGAGUCGUGUAUGGAAGGUUGAACAGUUCUCCGAUGUUAAUGGCGGCAUGUCAGGCAUUGCAGUUGCAGAAUGUUGCUUGACGAUGUGAAUUCCAGGUCAACAGAAUAGCAUUUUGUGUUUUACCGUAAUCCCCAUCAAAUACGAAAACCCCUUUGCUGUUGAUACAUCAAACCCUGCGGUGUAGUUGCUUGUGACACUUUUGUGCUUCGAAAUAGCGAGCGGAAAAUCCUCGUAGGCGCCCGAAAAUGGUUCCAGGUAGCAGUGGCAGUAGGACUGGUAAACGGAAAAUUGGCUUGAGGUCACCACACACAUCGACAAGGCAACCCAGUAAACGACAAGCAAAGCUCCCUUUCAAGAAACAGAAAGGGCCGGGUGAUCCUGUUCAGAGAGCUGAUGUUGAUACGUCGAAAUUAAUGUACCGUUCAAACAUAUCAGGGCUGAUUAGCACAGUUCUGGAACUGGAAUUACGCGAUGGCCACGUCAGACAGUUGCAGAGAACGCCAUUCUGGCUGAUGAUUGAUGCUAUUCGGGCUAACCAGCUGGAUCCUAAAAUGUUCAAAAAAUGUGAUGCGACGGUAUGUCGAAUAAUACAAACUUACAACCCUGAAGAUGAGAAAUUCCACAUCGGUGGAGCUAAGUUACCAUUGCGCAACAACGACAUCAGGUUGAUCUUUGGGGUACAAUAUGGGAGGGAGAAAUUGGAUAUGACACAGGGUGGGAAAGGGUCGUCUGAUUUCAUGCAAAGACGCUGCGCAAAUGUUACCUGAAUUUCGUCAAAACUAAUAAAGGACUUGCUGGGAGAAGCCAUCUGUGGUCGUACGGAGCGUGACGAAGAAGAUGUGGCGAAAUUGUUGUGUCUUUAUGUGUGCGCCAAGUUAUUUUUCGCAACAACCGGCGAGCAUAUAGGUUGGGCAUUUGUCCGUGUGAUUGACAAACUAGACACGUUGCAGCACUAUGACUGGAGUGCAACAAUAAGAAACACAUUGAUUGGGUCACUAAAUGAGAUGCACAAUAAGCCAGAGAAGGCCACAGGUUGCGUAGUAGCAUUGCUGUUCCUUAUUUGUGAGCAUUCAAACAUCGUCGCUCCGGAACGACCUGACGUGACACCACGAUUUUGUCGAUGGAACAUUGCAGCCGCUGUGGGCAAACUAAGAGUAAUAAAUUUGUCGUCAGAAGGUUGCUUUGAGGUCCAGUGUGGCAAACUUGUUGGGAUGAUUAAUGAAUGUCAUAUUCUGAAGGUGCCUGCUGCUGCUAUUGAACCAAAAGAAUGUAGUAGAAUUAGGGUGGAUGUGGAACCACCUGGAGUGUGCGAUGAACGCAGGGCUGUGAUUGAGACAGAUGAUGUUGGCAGCGUGGAGCUGAGCUUCAAUUGUUGGCAGCCGGCCAAAAAAACAAAGGGUAACAUGAAAAUAGAGGGGGCCAAUGACUAUGACAAUAAAAAUACUAGAACACCGACCAGCAAGGAAAAAGUAGCUGGGAAGCUGGUGUCACAUGGAGAGGUUUGGCCGGUAUUGUUCCCAGAUCUUCUGGAACUGUCCAGCACUCCAGACGGUGAAGACGUGGGUGAGGAACAAAGAGGGGUGCGCGAUGAGCUGAUAACUUGUAAAGCCAGAAUUACUGAAUUAGAGAGUGAGAUCAAUAUGAAAGAUGUACAGAUAUGUGAACUGGAACAGCGUGUGGAAACACUGGAAAAACUGCUCGGGCGGCAUGCUGCUAAUUUGUUUGCAAACUUAAAUACUGUGAUUGUGGAUAAGGAUGGAGAAAUUGCACGGCUCACCAAGCAGGUUGAUCGAUUGGACAAAAAAAUAAGCAAUUUGGAAGAUAGUCUUGAUGACCUUGAGGUUCACGAGGUCACACAAUUAGCUGUGAAUGAUGGAUCCAAUCAGCGAACACCAAGUAAUAGUCUGUCAGGCAAAGUGAGUGGGUCUGCCAAUGUGACGAGUUGCGAAAGUGCGCAGCGGUCUGCAUGUCCUAGAGGCCAACCCGAAGACGUGCGGAUCAACGAAUUACAACUUGUUGACAGUGACCCUGGGAUUGAAGAUUUGACAGAUGACUUUGCAGAUGGGAUUGUACGUACAACUGUGGCAAGGGGUGAGGGUAGCUGCAGGCCCAUAAAUGCAGAGACAGUAGCUGAUGGCAAUGUAAAGGAUGGCGCAGCUGUCGUUGUUGUAGAAGGUCAUAGUGAACACACAGCAGGUGCAGCAAGUUCAGGGCCGAAAAUUACAUCACUUGUCAAAAGGGUGAAGAACAAGGCAAGACGGGAAUUUAGGUUAUCAGACUACGAAUAUCCCGGCAUAUUUGGGCGUCCACAGGUAAACACCAAUGUCAGACUUGGUAAAUCAGUUGAACCCGGGGUGAUUUACAGUGUUGAGGACGUCGAGGUGGAGCGUAAAACAUGGAAUGGAUUCGGUCUGAAUAGGCGGCACACUGUGUGGAACAUGGUGAAGGAUGAAGACAGGGAACUACUACAAAGAAUGUACACUUUAGAGGGGGACGGGUACAUUGUUCGGAUGAAAUGUUCUAUUGUUUAACAUGUACAACUUGUAAAACUAUGCUCUAU
Camellia sinensis is the source of this 3367-nucleotide messenger RNA. Lineage: Eukaryota; Viridiplantae; Streptophyta; Magnoliopsida; Ericales; Theaceae. The record is from RefSeq and is a predicted model, not a curated record.